This is a messenger RNA of Drosophila elegans, 2097 nucleotides long. RefSeq names its product zinc transporter 2 (gene ZnT41F). Gene Ontology annotation, biological process: zinc ion transmembrane transport; response to zinc ion. NCBI's taxonomy places the organism in Eukaryota, Metazoa, Arthropoda, Insecta, Diptera, Drosophilidae. Bases 439 to 1854 code for a protein of 471 amino acids. Gene Ontology annotation, molecular function: zinc ion transmembrane transporter activity. Gene Ontology annotation, cellular component: plasma membrane. The record is from RefSeq and is a predicted model, not a curated record. The transcript has 10 exons.
GUAGUUGAACUACACGCGUCGCUGCGUGCGGCCUGAAAAAACGAGAGCUGGUGGUCGCGAUCGAAAAUCGUAAAUUAGCUGAGAGUGUAGUGUAAAGUGUAGUUUAAAUCAGGGUAAUUUCUCAGCCUCAAACAAGAGAAGGCAAAGAGAUUGAUGGGAUGAUAAAUAAAUAAGCAGCUGAAAAUCCUACUCCCUCAACUGUAAACAUCGCAAGUCAAUUUAUACUGUUUAUAUAAGAUGUACCUGGUGCGCUUAUAUACUGACUAAGCCAAAGAGGAGCGAUCACAAUGCCUGUAACUGAUUGACUCAAUGUGUCAGAAUAAUAAUUUUGAUAAAUAGGAUGCUCACAUUGCGCAAACUAUAUAACAACUGUCCAAUUCCACCUUAGCAAACGCUGACAUCAACACGCGCACAAAACGCAAAAAGAGACUAAAGACCAUGCCAAAAUAUCAGAAGCUUGAUACCAACGUGCCGCCCACCGCCUUCGAAGACGACUGCGAAGAGGGCGUCGCGCUGUACGUUGAUGAUAAUCAGACGGAUCCGGGCCUCCAGCAGGAGCCAGCCAAUCGAGCAGAUCGCCUGUCAAACGUGUACGGAAAAAAACACAGCCUUAACAACAACGGCGUUAAGAGCUGUGUGGUAGUAACAAAGACGAAAACCGACCGGACUUCGGAGGAACAGUCUUGGGAGGUGCCCCUCCUGUGCAGUGAUGACAACGCAGGCAAGGAGCACUCGGAACACGAGCGAAUGGAAUAUGGUAUGGAGCUAGAGUGCCGCAGCCGUCAGCCGGGAUUCGGGGCCAAUCGUAGGACCAAAUCAGCACAGGAGGCAAAAUCUAAGAUUCUGCUCGCGGUGUCCCUGUGUUGCAUCUUUAUGAUUAUUGAGUUCCUUGGCGGCUACUUGGCCGGAAGCCUAGCCAUUAUGACGGAUGCAGCCCAUUUAGCUUCUGAUUGCAUUAGUUUCGUCAUCGGCCUGGUCGCCAUUUGGGUGGGCGGUCGACCCCCGGACGAGCGCAUGUCCUUUGGUUACAAACGCUUCGAGGUUAUCGGCGCUCUGGCCUCUAUACUGGGAAUCUGGCUCCUGACCUCCUUGCUCGUCGUGGUGGCCAUUCAGAGGAUCUACUCUCAGGACUUUGAACUGAACGUCGAUAUGAUGAUGGUCAUAUCCGGCAUUGGUAUCGCCAUUAAUAUUGUAAUGGUGUUUGUUUUGCAUGGCUCCUGGUUCGUGGGAAAUGGACACGGCCACAGUCACGAUCAUAGUCACAGACCCAGUCACGGUCCCUCGCACACCCAAUCACUUACUGAGGCUGAUAGUGAGAGCUUUCUGAUGACGGAGGCAGCUGUACCAUUGAAGACGACUGAUAAGUCUACAAACGGGGCGACAUCCUCGCAACUAACUCACGAAGAGAAAAAUUUAAACUUGCGAGCAGCUAUGAUUCAUGUGAUUGGGGACUUGGUUCAGAGCGUUGGCGUUUUUUUGGCCGCCGUCCUUAUCAAAAUUUACCCAAGUGCCAAAUAUGCGGAUCCGCUGUGCACGGUACUCUUCUCUAUAAUUGUAAUAAUAACGACGGUGCAGCUUUUUCGAGAGUCUUUGGCCAUCCUCCUUAAUGCAGUGCCACUAAACCUUAGCUUGCGCGCCCUGCAUUGCGAGCUGGCCAGCCUCGAUGGGGUCAGAUCUGUACACCACCUUAACGUGUGGCAACACACCACCCAGCAACGUGUGAUGAUGGUGCAUCUCGUCACAGAUUCUCGAUCUGACAGAAAUGAGAUACUUCAGGCGGCCACAAAGCUUGUUUCCGGCCCGAGAUACAACGUGAUGCAUUCCACCAUUCAAUUAGAACAAGCUUCUGCGUAGCCCUAAUAAGCAAUAAACCUACCCAAAAAUUUAUUAUAAGCUUCUAAAUUCUGACCUACCAAAGGCAUCGAAGGCUUCUUGUGAUUUUAGCCACUCAUGUAUUUUUUACUUUAUCCAUGUCAUCAAGUUAGCUUAUUUAUUGCCUCUGCUUAAUGACAACUACUUUGGAAAUUAUAUUUAGAAAUUUCAGUCAUGUUAGGCCAAAGAAAAUAUAUUUUAAGUUAUAUUAAUAUAACCCAACAU